GCGUGCCGCUCUUUGGUUCCGCCACGCCCAUCAUGGCGGCGGCUCCGGCUGCCUUUGGCCCCGCCCCUCAGUGACGCGCCGCGAGUCACCUGACCAGGCUGCGGCCUGAGGAGACACAAGGGAAGUUGCUGUCGCCAAAGUCGGAUCCGCCGCCGCCACCGUCCUCAGGAGUCGCCGGGCCCUCGCGUCGUUGCCGCCGCCACCCAGAUCCCCGCACCAUGCCGUCGGAGAAGACCUUCAAGCAGCGCCGCACCUUCGAACAAAGAGUAGAAGACGUCCGACUUAUUCGAGAGCAGCAUCCAACCAAAAUCCCGGUGAUAAUAGAACGAUACAAGGGUGAGAAGCAGCUUCCUGUUCUGGAUAAAACGAAGUUCCUUGUACCUGACCAUGUCAACAUGAGUGAGCUCAUCAAGAUAAUUAGAAGGCGCCUACAGCUAAAUGCUAAUCAAGCCUUCUUCCUGUUGGUGAAUGGACACAGCAUGGUGAGCGUCUCCACACCAAUCUCAGAGGUGUACGAGAGUGAGAAGGAUGAAGAUGGAUUCCUGUACAUGGUCUAUGCCUCCCAGGAGACGUUUGGGAUGAAAUUGUUUUGUCGGACUUCCAGCUAGUCCCUGUGUUGGUAAGGAAAGGAGCAGUGCACCUGUGCCAUCCUUCAGGCCAGCAGCAGCCACAGAAUAGUGCAACUGAAAGCAUUCAGAUCCAGACGCUCCCUUCUAUCAUCUGGCUUCAAGCUAUGGAUGAUCCUUUUUAAAAUUUUUAUUUUAAUGUUAAAUUUGUAACUCAAUGUUACUGAAAAGGUUCCCAUAUUUUUAAUAGUUCAGUUAUCACUGUUAGAUCAAACAGCCAUCAGAAUUCUCCCACACUAAGUGCAUGUCAGUUGUGGAGAAAACAUACCAAAAGGAGCCAUACGCUUUUAAAUGGUAAUGUCAGAAGUUAAAUCCCUUCAGUUUCAACCUUGAUGAAAGACCAGUGCUUCCCAUUACCUGCAUGGGGUUCAGUGUUGACAGUGUUCUUGGGAGGAUCACAGGAAGGUCAGUUACACUUUAGACUGUCCGUGUAGCAGGUCAUAACUUAACCUUGUGUGUUUAGAUGUGUAUGGAAAACCUGUGUACGUUAGUAACAGCUGUUUCCUGCAGUGGGGACACUCGAUUCCCUCCGUCUGGGCCCUCUACUGAUGUUAAAGGACUUCCUGUCACCUGCUUUCCCGCUGCAUGCGUUUGUCCACUUGGCUACUUUUAAUAUGUGUAUUUUUACAUUAUGUCAAUUCUUCACUGACUGUAUACAUCAUAUCUGACAUUAUUGUAACUGCUGUGUGAUCACUAAGAUUCCUAUAAGAAAUACUGCUUUUUAAAAAAAAUAACAUGCUGAGGGGUGACAUAGUCCACAAGUGAACGGUCACUUUAUUUGUAGGAUCUUUAAAACGUACGUUUUUAAUGAACUAAGUUGAAUAAAGGCACAAUUAAAAACGGUCAUUAAA
Callithrix jacchus (white-tufted-ear marmoset) is the source of this 1477-nucleotide messenger RNA. RefSeq names its product microtubule associated protein 1 light chain 3 beta (gene MAP1LC3B). The record is from RefSeq and is a predicted model, not a curated record. Lineage: Eukaryota; Metazoa; Chordata; Mammalia; Primates; Cebidae.